Molecule: messenger RNA, 750 nt
Organism: Amphimedon queenslandica
Lineage: Eukaryota; Metazoa; Porifera; Demospongiae; Haplosclerida; Niphatidae
Product: alpha-protein kinase vwkA-like
Exons: 1
Coding region: 1-750 (249 amino acids)
Biological process (GO): protein phosphorylation
Molecular function (GO): ATP binding; protein serine/threonine kinase activity
Source: RefSeq, a predicted model, not a curated record
AUGAUUAAAUGGGAAGCUGAAGCAGAACCCUUUGCUGAAGGAAGAUUUAGAUAUGCUUUCAAGGGGCGCUACACUGAGCAUCCUACUAAAUGUGGGCAGAGUAUUGUAGUAAAAAAAUUCAAAGACAACUACAUUUGGGAACUAAAAGGUUGGGAUUCUACCUUGAAGAUUUACUCUAAAGCUCAAGAAUAUGCCUUAGGAUUUGGAAGAGGAUUGGAAUUUACUACAUGUGAAACCGGUAUAGUUACAAAAGUUGGCACUAGCACAAAAGUCAAGGUCAAUGAGUACACAGUGCUUGAAGACUAUCUCGAAGGGAAAUACAUCAAAUGGUGCAACAAUUAUGGCUAUGUAUCAACUGAAGCUCGUGGAGUGGACCAAAUCUUGACAGCAUUCAUGCACUGGAGCUGGAUAAGAAGCAAAGGAGAAGAAAUGGUUACUGAUAUACAAGGAGUGAAGAAUGGAAAUUGCUAUAAAUUAACAGAUCCUGCUAUGCUCUCUAUUAAUAGGGAAUAUGGAGUGACUGAUACUGGGAUUGAAGGAAUGGCAAUGUUUUUUCUCAUUCAUCAAUGCUCUGGCCCUUGUAAAGGUUUGCCUAAGCCAACAUUGGCUCAGUUUGUUGGUAAGAUAUCUGAUGCAAUGAUGCAGCAGCUAUCAGCAAGGGGAACCGCUUAUACACAUGAAACUAAGUUUCCUGAGGCAGUUAGGACAGCUCUUAUUCCUGUUUUUGCAGGUAUCGCUCAAGGAAAGUAG